Messenger RNA from Rattus rattus (black rat), 3588 nucleotides. It is a transcript of the gene Slc20a2, whose product is annotated as solute carrier family 20 member 2. NCBI's taxonomy places the organism in Eukaryota, Metazoa, Chordata, Mammalia, Rodentia, Muridae. The transcript is spliced from 11 exons. Gene Ontology annotation, biological process: phosphate ion transmembrane transport. The record is from RefSeq and is a predicted model, not a curated record. Bases 368 to 2338 code for a protein of 656 amino acids. Gene Ontology annotation, cellular component: membrane. Gene Ontology annotation, molecular function: phosphate transmembrane transporter activity.
GGGAGUCGGGCGGGAGCGCGGGCCGAGACCCAGCGGACCGGACGACCUCUCCUUCGUCACUUCCUGCCGGCCCGCGGUUUCCGGAGGGAACGAGAAGCCAGAAAGAAAGAUCACAGCUUUCCCAGACUGGGAGAAAAAAUAUGGAAUGUGGUGUACCACUGACUGACCAUAACCAAAUGAACUGUAGUGACAGUAGUCUAAAAGCCAGCGGUUAACAAUUUCUUCAGACUUCAACACUAUCCAUCGCUUUCCAGAGCAGACUCGCUGUUUACAAGAACUCUUGGCCUCCCGAAGAUAGCAACCUCAAAUUUUGUUUAUUUAAAAUAUUUCUGCAAAAGGAAAAGUACCCCAGAGCCCAUUUUCCAAAAUGGCCAUGGAUGGGUAUCUGUGGAUGGUCAUUUUGGGUUUCAUUAUUGCUUUCAUCCUGGCAUUUUCAGUUGGUGCCAAUGAUGUUGCCAACUCCUUUGGAACCGCGGUGGGCUCUGGCGUGGUGACCCUGAGACAGGCAUGCAUUCUGGCUUCCAUAUUUGAAACCACCGGCUCUGUGCUUUUGGGAGCGAAAGUGGGCGAGACUAUCCGGAAGGGCAUCAUUGACGUGAACCUCUACAAUGAGACUGUGGAAACGCUCAUGGCUGGGGAAGUGAGUGCAAUGGUCGGCUCAGCGGUCUGGCAGCUGAUCGCGUCCUUCCUGAGACUCCCGAUCUCAGGGACACACUGCAUCGUGGGCUCUACCAUUGGCUUCUCGCUCGUGGCCAUCGGCCCAAAGGGAGUGCAGUGGAUGGAACUCGUCAAGAUCGUUGCCUCCUGGUUCAUAUCCCCACUUCUGUCCGGCUUCAUGUCUGGUGUGCUGUUCAUCCUGAUCAGAAUGUUCAUCCUAACCAAGGAGGACCCUGUUCCAAACGGUCUCCAGGCACUUCCUCUGUUUUAUGCUGCCACUAUAGCAAUAAACGUCUUUUCCAUCAUGUACACAGGAGCACCAGUGCUGGGCCUGUCGCUCCCCAUCUGGGCAAUAGCGCUCAUCUCCUUCGGCGUUGCCCUGCUGUUCGCCUUCUUCGUGUGGCUGUUCGUGUGUCCGUGGAUGAAGAGGAAAAUAGCGGGCAGGUUAGAGAAGGAGAGUGCUCUGUCCCGCGCGUCCGACGAAAGCCUCAGGAAGGUACAGGAAGCUGAGUCCCCUGUCUUUAAGGAGCUUCCUGGUGCCAAAGCCAGCGAUGACAGCGCUGUCCCCCUCACCAGCCUGGCUGGGGAGGCUGCGGGGGCCUCAGAAGGCACGUCAGCAGGGAACCACCCCCGGGCUUCCUACGGGCGAGCACUUUCCAUGACUCACGGCUCUGCAAAGUCACCCAUCUCCAAUGGAACCUUUGGCUUCGAAGGCCACAUGAGGAAUGACGGUCACGUUUAUCAUACUGUACACAAAGACUCGGGGCUCUACAAAGACUUGCUGCACAAAAUCCACGUAGACAAGGGCCCCGAGGAGAAACCAGCUCAGGAAAACAACUACAGGCUGCUCCGGAGGAACAACAGCUACACGUGCUACACGGCAGCCAUCUGCGGCCUGCCGGUGCACGCCACCUUCAGGGCCUCAGACACCUCCUCCGCCCCCGAGGACAGCGAGAAGCUGGUGGGUGACACCGUGUCCUAUUCCAAGAAGAGGCUCCGCUACGACAGCUACUCCAGCUACUGCAACGCGGUGGCCGAGGCGGAGAUCGAGGCCGAAGAGGGCGGCGUGGAAAUGAGGCUGGCCUCUGAGCUGACCGAUCCUGACCAGCCUCACGAGGAUCCCGCGGAAGACGAGAAGGAGGAGAAGGACUCCGCAGAGGUCCACCUGCUCUUCCACUUCCUGCAAGUCCUCACCGCCUGCUUUGGGUCCUUCGCCCACGGUGGCAAUGAUGUGAGCAAUGCUAUCGGUCCCCUUGUGGCCCUGUGGCUGAUAUAUAAACAAGGCGGAGUUACACAAGAAGCUGCUACUCCAGUCUGGCUGCUGUUUUAUGGGGGCGUUGGCAUCUGCACAGGUCUCUGGGUUUGGGGCAGAAGAGUGAUCCAGACCAUGGGGAAGGAUCUCACACCCAUCACACCGUCCAGUGGCUUCACUAUUGAGCUGGCCUCUGCCUUCACCGUGGUGAUCGCCUCCAACAUUGGGCUUCCCGUCAGCACCACACACUGCAAGGUGGGCUCAGUGGUAGCCGUGGGCUGGAUCCGCUCCCGGAAGGCUGUGGACUGGCGCCUCUUCCGGAACAUAUUUAUUGCCUGGUUCGUGACUGUGCCGGUGGCCGGCCUUUUCAGUGCUGCUAUCAUGGCUCUCCUCAUGUAUAUAUGUGGUUUUGUUUCUUCCAGUCGGUAAAUGGCCACAGGGAUGCCCUGACACGGAUAUGGUCCUCACACCUCCCACCCCUGCUUUCCCUGACACUUGUACACCCCUUCCACAUACCCUCCUGAUGGCGUCAUAUCACCCUGCUUACCCAGGCCACAGUUCAUCUUCCAGAAUUAACCUACCUGCUGUACAUAGUAGUCUACAUCAAGCUGAUGUCAUGAUGACACAAUGUGGUGCGGUUACUUAUAUGAGAUAUAUAUUGUGUACCUAGAACAGGUAGCAUUUAUUUCAAACAAACUCAGAAUGAACGUGGAGGGUAUUGCCUAGAAUGCAAUAUUCUGUUAACUGUACAUAAUGAUUUCAGUGGCAGUAAGCAUAGAGUAUCAAAUCCUUUUUUAAAUACACUGUAUAUAGCGAGGUACAGCAUACUUCAUACAAACCCGGGCAGGCGGGUGGGCGGGUGAGAGAGUUCCGGCCCUUGUGUGAUUGCCCAGUGCUGGGACAGGUUUUCACAAGUGCUGUCUCUGGAGUGUGUUCGUGAGCGGAGUCCGAGUUACUGUGUAAUGUCCCACGAUUGCUCUGUAAAUACUUUCAACUGUAAUUUUAAUGCUAAGCUUCCCUCAUACUUUUUUGAUCGGAGAAUUUUGGAAAGUACCAAAGAACGAGGGGAUAACUCGCCAGUGUUACACCUUCCCGCUGCUUGUCUCCCUUCCCACCGGCCCUGACAGUGGACCUGGUUACUUCAGCCAGGCGAGCUUAGAACUCAGCCACCCACCAGCAGCAGCCCGGAGGCUGCCACACCAGAUACUGGAAAGCUUGUUCCGUGGCCUUUCACUGUCACCAGCGCGGAUGACAUACAGCAGUGGGGGUGUAGAAUUAAACACUACAUACAUAUCAAGUCCAACUCCAGGGUCCCUCCCCGUCGCACCCAGUGCCCUGAAAAGCAGGAAUCCCGUUGCAGACAUUAAAGCCAGUGAGGCUCUUGAUGGGCUCGGAUGCUGCCAACUCAGGGCUUAGCCGGAAGUACGGGCGGGGACACUGGGCUUGGGGAUCUUUGAGGCCUUUUCUGUGGAGAACAUCCGAGGUUCUCCUGUGGAGCCGCUGUUCUCUUCUGAUGGCGGCGGGAGAGCGUCGGUGUCACUAAAAUGUUAAGAGCCUGAAACCAUGGAAACGCUGCUAAUAUUUUUAUAUUGACAUACAUUUUCACGGUACUUCAUUGUAAUUUUUUCAUUAAUCAAGCAUAUUAAAUUUAUAAUAAAAAAGUGCCCCUCAAAAGUUCA